Molecule: messenger RNA, 630 nt
Organism: Culex quinquefasciatus (southern house mosquito)
Lineage: Eukaryota; Metazoa; Arthropoda; Insecta; Diptera; Culicidae
Product: cuticle protein 8
Exons: 3
Coding region: 116-550 (144 amino acids)
Cellular component (GO): extracellular matrix
Source: RefSeq, a predicted model, not a curated record
UGGCCAUUGCAAUAGUCAUCAGUUCAGUUUGGUUCUUUGGAAUACAGUGUCUCAGAGCAGCACAUUGAGAAGUUUGUUCUAAGUUGUGUUUAAGAAGCAACCCCAAAUAGUUACCAUGAAGUGCUUUGUUGCCAUUGCCCUGCUAGCCGUUGCCGUUAGCGCAUCGCCCAUCGAUCCCUAUGGCCACUAUGCUGCCCCAGCUCUGGUGCACGCCGCCCCUCAUUAUGCCGCUCCAGUUGUCCACGCUCCGUUGGUGAAGCACGUCGUUGCUGAGCCAGUUGCCUACCCCAAGUACUCGUUCAACUACGGAAUCAAGGACCCCCAUACCGGAGACAUCAAGUCCCAGGCUGAGGAGCGCGACGGAGAUGUUGUCAAGGGACAGUACUCCCUGGUCGAACCUGACGGUUCGGUGCGCACCGUUGACUACACCGCCGAUGACCACAACGGAUUCAACGCCGUCGUGCACAAGUCUGCCCCAGCUGUCCACAAGGUUGUUGCCCCAGUUGCCCACUACGCCCCAGCUCCAGUCCUGAGCCACUACGUCCACUAAGUGUCCGCUAGCAGCUGGACCGGCUGAGCCACGCUUAACCGGGCCGUUUAAGUCACUCUCUCACUUGCCACUAUGUCUCC